Plectropomus leopardus (leopard coralgrouper) is the source of this 772-nucleotide messenger RNA. NCBI's taxonomy places the organism in Eukaryota, Metazoa, Chordata, Actinopteri, Perciformes, Serranidae. The record is from RefSeq and is a predicted model, not a curated record.
UGCAGGAGUGUAUGGGUCUGAUCAGGAGGCUGUGUGAGGAGGAGGGAGCAGGCACCGAGCUGGCCAACAAGCUGACUGAGAAACUGACGGAGAAUCUGAAGGAAACUCUCUCUGUCAACAAGGCUGCUCUGCAGACUUUGAGCUCGGAAGUGACAGAGAAGGAGAAGAGCAUGGAGAAGGAGAUCGAGGCGCUGAGGAAGGCUGGGAGAGACCGAGAGAGAGACCUGGACACACUCAACACCGUGCUGCAGUGCAACCAGGAUAUUAUAAACGAGCUGCGAGUGACUCUGGGAGAGAAGGAGCAACUGCUGAAGGAGGUAGAGAAAGAGAGGGAGGUGUGGAGACAUCGGGACCGGGCCCUCGCUGCUGUCCUGCAGGAGAAGGAGGCUCUGAUCCAGGAGCUGGAGAAAUGUCAGAAAGACAUGAAGGGGUUGGCCGACAGAGGGGGAAACAGCGCCACCUUGUGUGACGAGGUCACCAAACUCACCACAGCCUUGCAGGAGUACCAGGACAUGGUGAAGAGUCAACAGGAGAGUCACAGCCAGACGGUGUCCUCUCUGACGGGUCAGCUCAGAGACACGCGGCGGGAGCUGAGGGAGAAGGAGAAAGACAAGAAGGAGGCCGAGAGAGCCUGGCAGGAGAGCAGAGAGGACCGAGAGAGAGAGCAGAGGAAGCUGAGGGACAGCCUGGACAAGAGAGACAAACUCAUCGAGGUAAAGUGCUUCUUACUGUCUCAAUAUUCGGUGUGUGCAUGUUUACAAGGAUCAAAGCG